UAUUAUGCAACACGAACACCCUUCGAAAAGAUAGAUACAAGUAGAAUAAAUCCAAUGAGGUCCAAUGACAUUGACACAAUAUUCUGCAGGGUUUACAAUGCACCACAAUUAUCGCCAUCUAUUGGUUAACAAAGAUUAACAUACACACAUAUGGUUUUACUGUCAAAAUAAAUCCAUCUAUAGAUAUUACAUACAUAAAUUAAUUUAAUUGUCUAAUAUUUUUACUUACGUGUUUUGCUGGUAAUUUUUUUCUUAUUUUCUUAAUCUAAAUCUUCUACGUAUUUUCUGGUGAGUGUAUUGGUAUACAACCAUGUAUACAAUAUGGUUCUCGUAGUGUCAAACUGUCAAACAGUGGACUGUCGAAACAGUCAUUCAUCAACAUACAUAUACUCUCGGACUAAGACGUCUUUAUAAAUAAAUCGCUGUGUACACUUGAUUUAUGAAAAAAUCAUAAAAAGUUUAUGUUAAAUAUUUUCUAUAAUUUUCAAUAAGUUCAUACCGUGUUAUUUCACACUCACCAUCUCGAUUUAUUGAUUAGGACACAUUUAAAAAUCAGACGCAUUUUUGUUCCAUUUUAUAAUACAUAGCAGCCUUCUUGACUGAAAUAGUUGAACUUCUUCAUUAGAUGACUCUCGUUCAACACCAGCAGGCAAAUUAGUCGCUUUUGGAAAAUUUCAAUAUUAAUAUAUUAUAUAUAACAUAUACACAAAUUGACAAUUGUUCACGCUAAUACUGAUACUUCGCGAGAAAUAGUGAAAAAUUGUUGGAAUGAACAUCAAAAUUUCAAACCUUUACCUUCAACUAUUGAUAGUUUGAGAUGAACGGAAACAUUGAUCCGCAGGGCGGAAACCAUAGUAAUAGCAGUAGUAGCACAGCGCCAUUGCAGAAGUCUGCUCAGGAUUAUAAAUUGAUCGUAGAUCCAUUUUUGGUGAAAGCGCCACAAAAAAUAUAUCGCUACAAUGGAGUAGUUCCGAAUGAUCCCAACUAUCCACAAGUUAUUUUAAAAGAUCCACGCAAUGCGAAAGCUAUUCGCUUGCGAGUUCGUUUAGAUCCAAUCGAACUAUCAGUGCCACGGUUCAAAAUCGAUGAGCAUUAUGUUGGGGAGCCCCCUGCUGUGGAAAUCACAAUCACUAACAUGAAUGAUAACGUAGAUGAGAAUUUUUUACGAAAUCUUCUGACUAAAUGUGGCCCAACCGAGGAGCAAAUUAUUUAUCGCCAUCCCAGAACACAACGUCGUUUAGGUAUCGCCCGAAUCGUUUUUGUUGAUGUCAAAUCAGCUCGCAGCUGUAUUGAAAAAUAUAACCAACAAUCAGUAAUGGGAAAUGUGAUGAAUGUUUUCUACGAUGCUUUCGGUGAACAAUGCAAACAAAUUCUAUCCGAAGCCUCUUGUGAGAAGAAAUCACAAAAGCCCCCCGUGCAGCCACAACCACCAGCAAGCCAUCCGAUACCUCAACCUGUACCGCCAAUACCAAUUUUUAAACAAAAGGAUGAUCAGAUCCCACAUCUAAACGAAUCAGAUCCCUACUAUAAAGCGGACUACAACAAUCCAUACACUAGAAGUGGCCAUAUCCCAGCUGAUGACGCAAAUGGUCACAGGCAUUAUGAAGCUGAUGAUCUCAGGCAUUAUCGAUAUGACAAAAAAACAGCAGAAAACAGAAGAUGGGACUCAAAAUCUUCCAGAUAUUAUAAAAGUGAAAAAGAUCGAGAUAGAAGUCACCGAAGCUAUCGAAGUCACCGUGAUGAAAGAGAUAGAGAUAGUGGUCGUCGAAGAGACUAUGACUACGAAAGGAAAGAUCGUGAUCGGCGUGAAAGAGAUCAUCGAAGCCGUGAUUCCAAAUAUCGUGACUACAAAAAAUCAGAGAGAGACUAUAUGCCGCUAGCAGACAGUUCGUACACAUAUAGUAAUAUCAGCAGCAGUAGUGGUAGCGUCAGCAAUUAUACUACAGGGUUGCAUCAGCAUAGUAGUCAUCAUCAUUAUUCAUCAUUUGAAAGCCCUAAUUCGUCGUCUUUCCACCAGUAUCCACCGUUACCAGCUUAUCAACCACCACCACCACCAACUGAUCCAUGGCCGAAGCUUGCGGCAACCAAACCACCACCCGCGCCUGAUAGACAUGAUUGGGAUGGAGUAGAUGCGCAAAAAGCUUCCAACACAUCAUUAAAGGACACAACUGAAGUGAAAAAAGAAUCGAAAAAUAAUGAACAAGACGAUGAGAGUAACAUUGAUUUAGAUACUAGAAUUGCAUUGAUGUUCAAGGAGAAAUCCUUUGGUGCCGCACCACCGUUUUUGCAAUUGGAUGACAGUGAAUCAGAAACCGAAAAAGAAAACGUCCCAUCUGAUACAUCAGGUUCAAUAUUAGAGAAAAUUAGAACCGAAAUUAACACAGUUGGUGAAAAUAUUGCACAUGCAGCAGUUGAAGCGACCAGCAACGAUUCAAUAUUUAUGACAUCAAAUUCGAGCGAACAACUAGAAAUUAAAUGCGAGAAAAAGAAGUGCAUUGAAGAUGGUGCUAGUGAUAUUUCGAGUGACGACGAAGUAUUGGAGACCUGCACACCACCAAAGUUUGUAGCUGGUAAUAUCAAAGUUGAAGACGACAAAAUGUCACUAUCCAGUCUAUCGUCUACAGAAGAUAAGACCCAUCGGAAGUCAAUUGUACCAGAUGUGGCACCGCAUAAAAUUACUGCCUCAGAAGUUGGAGUUUAUUACUACCCCCCCAAUACCAAUACCAAUACCAAUACAAAUCCAUAUUACUAUCCAACCGGAGGAAAUACGGCAUACGAUCCAUAUAUCAAUCAAUAUGUAUCAUCGCAUGGGUACAUGCAGCCCUAUAUGCCAGGUUUUCCAACAAUAAUACCAGGGGGAUAUGUGCAAUCUGAAUAUCCAGUAAAAAAAGAAGAUGAACCGGUAGCACCGGUGCCCGAGCUAAAGAAAGAUCCAUCCGAACAAAUAGUGGCAGCUGUAAUCGAACGUGUUAAGAACGAAUUGAAACAAAUCUUGAAAAGAGAUAUUAACAAACGUAUGAUUGAAAGUAUUGCGUACAAAAAGUACGAUUCUUGGUGGGAUGAACAAGUGCAGAAUAAAAACAAACCAUCCACUAAUGUCAUCGCUCAAGCAAGUACAGAAAAGAAAGCCAAAGUUCCUGACAUCAAUCAAGUGUUGAAUAACAAUAAUAGCGAAGAAUUGAAUGGCUUCACAUUGGGAUUUCGAACGCAAAUACUUAAACUGCCUCGUUUUCAGCGUAUUCGUAAAGCACCAAGUCCGGUGCCACAAGACGAAGACUCGAAGAGGGAUCUAAGUGAUCAAGAGGAAAUUAUUCGAGGGUCCGAUUCGGAUAAUGAUGAAGAAAUUCCAAAAUCUAAAUCAACAUUCAAUGAAAAGCUCAAAGAAACCGAAUCCAAAAUGCGAAGAAGAAAAGCCGGUAGUGUUUCCAGUUUUUUCACAUCUUCUAGCGAAGAGGAGAGCAGCAGUGCUGAGUCUGAUAGUGAAUUAGAUACUUCAUCAUUAAGCGAUAUUGAUGAACUCCCAACAAUUGCACCAAAAUUGAAAGAUGUUGUAAAGAAGAUCUAUUCAGAUUCAGACAGUGAAGAUGAAAUAAAAGUAGUUCCGAACAAAACUGGUGCUUGUGCCAAGUCAAAGUCUAGAUUGUAUUCGGAUACAGUGAGUGAAGACGAAGAUAUUAGUAUGGAUGAUCAAGCGGAUGAGAAAGAACUCGAACUAUUACAAGAUGCAAUAAAAACACCCGAACCAAAUGUUGAUAUAGAUAAUAUCAAACCACCUCGAACACCAGGUCGUGAAUCGCCGCCAACCGAACAAAAGAAAGCAAAUUCACUUGAGUACGAUAGACUGUAUAGUGAUUCUGAAGAUGAACGAGAAUAUCAAGAGAAACGGCGCAGAAAUACUGAAUAUAUGGAACAAAUCGAACGCGAGUUCAUUGAAGAACAAUUGAAACGUCAACGAAGUCAUAUAAGUGAAACAACUGAAGAAGAAAAUGCUUUACCAGAGAAGGCACCAAGUCCUGGCGAUCCACUCACACCAUCGGUUUCUAAAUUGCCCCCCACACCGGAUAUCAAACUAAUCUCAGAUCAACUAAGAAAUCAAACCACAUACUCAAGUGACGGAGGAUAUAUUUCUAAAAAAGCUUUGGCUGCCAAAAAAGCCAAAAUGCAUGGCAACCAGCAACAAGGAACAAAUGGUUUAGCUCGAAGUGUGUCUAUGUCAGAGACAACUGAGGAUGAAAUGCUAAAAGGCAAACUCUCUCCCGAAUCAUGUUCGAGUCAAGAGAGUCAAACAAGUCAUGCGAGUCAAGUUCAAAUGGAGCACUGUUAUUCAUUACCUCCUUCAGCAUCACCUUCUUUAUCGUUGUCUUCGCCAUCACCACAAGUAUCUGGUGAAACAUCGAAAGCAUUACAACCAGUAACGAGUGCGUUUGUUCAUGACCAUGGUUAUAUAACGUCAACAAGUAUUUGCACUGCUACGUCAACGAAAACAACAACCGCUUCCGUAACAAAACCAGCUACAAAAGGCCCCGGUCGACCCCGAAAAGAUGCCAACCAAAAUAGGAAGUCAAAGAAAGCUAAAACAACGACCGUAAUCGACGUGGAGAAAACAUUGCAGAAACAAGAAGGAAAAAAUAUGUCUUCAUAUCUUCCACGAGAAAUAUAUAAUGAUCGAAAUCCACGAGAGCAAGUUAUGCUUUUAUAUGAAUUCCUGACGAAUGGAAUUGAUGCCGAGGACAUCGCAUAUAUUCGUCGUAGCUAUGAGUUUUUGCUGCAAGACGAUACAAAUAAUUCUUGGUUAAAUGCAACUCACUUCAUGGAACAUUGUGAGACAGAUCGUAGUUUUAUUCCACCUCCUAAUAAAAAACGGAAAAAAGAUGAAGAUCUGCGACGCCAUGCAAGUGGAUCUGCUCGAACUGAGGGUUACUACAAAGUUGAUAUUCGUGAUAAGAUGCGAUUCAAGUAUCAUCAUUCAAAAUCUAUCAAUGAGUCGUCGAUAGAUGAUGAAGUAAAAUCGAAAAUGAUUUCGAAAAUGCAAGGCUCACGUGAAGCGCGUUCAAAUCAGCGACGCUUGUUAACUGCAUUUGGUACGAGUACCGAGAGUGAAUUGCUGAAAUUCAACCAAUUGAAAUUCCGAAAAAAGCAGCUGAAGUUCGCCAAAUCAUCAAUUCACGACUGGGGUUUAUUUGCUAUGGAACCAAUUGCGGCCGACGAAAUGGUCAUUGAGUAUGUAGGACAAAUGAUUCGACCAGUUGUCGCCGAUCUGCGCGAAACUAAAUACGAAGCAAUUGGAAUUGGAAGCUCCUAUCUUUUCCGUAUAGAUGUAGAGACAAUUAUUGAUGCUACCAAAUGUGGAAACUUGGCUCGUUUUAUAAACCACAGCUGUAAC
Molecule: messenger RNA, 5383 nt
Organism: Sitodiplosis mosellana (orange wheat blossom midge)
Lineage: Eukaryota; Metazoa; Arthropoda; Insecta; Diptera; Cecidomyiidae
Gene: Set1
Product: histone-lysine N-methyltransferase SETD1
Cellular component (GO): Set1C/COMPASS complex
Molecular function (GO): protein binding; RNA binding; histone H3K4 methyltransferase activity
Source: RefSeq, a predicted model, not a curated record